Heterotrigona itama is the source of this 3082-nucleotide messenger RNA. Lineage: Eukaryota; Metazoa; Arthropoda; Insecta; Hymenoptera; Apidae. The record is from the annotation of a GenBank genome assembly.
AUGAGGGUAUAAAUAAGCAAUCAUAAUUCUUGUUGUCGCUCGACCUCGCAUCAUUUAAUUUCUGAAUAUUUAUUAACUAAUUAUGAGGUAUUGUUUUAAUUCAAAUAAUUAAAGUCGCGACAAAAUUAUCUAGUUAAAAUAAAUAUUCAAUUUCUAUUAUAUAUAUAUUACAUGUAUAUAUAUAUACGUUUCUUAAAAAUUGUACUUGUAUAAAUUAUUGUUUAUUUAUAAAAAUAGAUCAAACAUAUACUGUUGUUAUGUCUAGUAUUAUUAUCUGACAAGGUAAUGUUAAAACUUGCAAUAAUUUGUAAGCUCCAUGGGCAGUAACAUGCGGUGUGCACGUAUAUAAAAAAAGAAGAGUCAUUGGUCAAUUCAUAGAUAUUUUUCGAGAAAUAAAUUAUUUCGUUAGUAUAUACGAUUAAAAAAAAAAAAAAAAAAAAACAGAAAAGGACAAAAAUUUACAUUAUUAGAAAAUUUUUGAAGCGUGAUUUGCAGUGAUGCUCAAAAUUUUCUCUUUGUGCACUGAUAUUACUUACAAACUGAUAUUACCUCUAGCAACCACAAAAUGUAUGAUAAAUCGAAAGAAACGAAGCAAAUGCAUUUCAUUUUGGUUGUAGAGGUAAAAUCGUUUUAAACUCAAUUGUUAUACGCAUAUCUGCGAUGGUAAAAUGUUUCCUUCUUGCUCGAUAAUAUCAAAAUAUAAACUAUAUGUUUCUGAAUAUAAACAAUAAAUUUGUGUAAUGAAUACGUGGAAAAUGAAUGAAUGUCUGAAUCUUGUUUGUACACAGGUUCGAUGGAUGCAAAGUUUCGGCUAUCAAAUAGCAAAAUUUUAUAUGAACGUGACUGAAUGCGUGAACGCGUGAUUCUGUUUAGAUAUCUUUCUAUAAACGUAUUUGUUAUAAAACGCAUGUAAAUUUAUUUGUAACACAUGCAGCGAAUAUGUCGAUCGAUUGUUAGCAGGGCUCAGAUUUCUGUGAUCCAAAAUUUACAUCUGUGUGUUUUUAAUUUCUUUUUUCAAAAAUUUUAAAAAUUUGAACAUUUCUGCUAUAUAAAAUGGGACGAUAAUUUCAUUCAUUCAAAGUACUUUUUCUUUUUUCUUUGUUUAUAUUUAUUAUAACGUAAAUAAUACGUUGUUGAUGUAACAAUAAUUCCUUUUGUUAUUAAUAUAUAAUCUACGAUAGAAUGUUAUAAAAUUUCAACUUAUUUCGAAAUUAUUUGAUUUAAUAUUGAACGUUUAAACUAAAAAUUUCUGUAUCUUAAUUUUUUAUGAUUUUGAGUAAUCAUUCAUAGUAAUACAUUUAUACAUAUUAUUUAUUAGGAUAUCUCAGUUGAAUAAAAUUAUUAUUAAAAUUGAGAAAAUAAAAUAUACAGUUGACAAAGAAACUUUAAAAAAUAUUGUUGAAAUUUCUAGAAAAAAAGUUAGAAAAUUAAUGUUGUCUAUGAAAUUAUUGGAAUUAUUAGAAGCAAAAAUCGAUUUUACAGUUUCUGGCGUUCUGAUUAUGCUUGAGAUUAGUGGACAAAACACGUGUAUGCGAGGUAGAAAUCGCAAGCCGUAUGAAAUGUUGUUCAGAAUCCAGUUUCCAAGUUUUACUGCUCUCGCGUCAUAUUUAUUACCAAUAGGAACCGUGUACAAGUUUUCUGCACCUUCUGACUUUGACAGUAAGAUCGUUGUAAGAUGCGCACCGUCGUUGUUCAUUUAUCAAGUUGCAUAAAUGAAUAAUCGAUCAAACGAAUGAUGAAUUAUAAUACACCAAUGCUACCGCUGUAUUUGCACAUUAAGCUCGUUGUCGCUUGCCAGUAUUGCUCUUCUGUAUUCUUGCAUAAUUCUAACUGAUGAACAGCAAUCAUUAAAGUUUUUACAAGUGUGACUUGCCUGUAUUACAUUUCCGUUCGUAACCAGCCUGUUGUUGGACCAGCACGUUGCGGAAUUCUCUGCCAGACGGUUCCGUAUCCAUCCAUCCGGAUGCUGAGUAUCGCGAGCUAUCCUAAAAGCUUCUAGCAUAUGAGUUUUCUAGAAAAUAUUUCUCAUUGGAAAUUCACAGAAUUGUAUUUAAAUUGUAAUACUAACUGGCUGUGCCUCUAGAACGAAUACCACGUCGUCAAGAAAGUAAUAAGCUUGGCCGAGAUCACCCUCGCACAGGUAUGGUAAUUUACUCCAUACGAGGCAUCUUAGGCUUAAUGGCGCGAAAACUCUGUCGACGAGGCUGGCUAUUUGACCUUCUAGGCCGUUCCCUUUAACUGGUAGAUAUUCCGAUGGCUUGUGGUCACCCCUUUCACCAACUUCCACGUAAGGACUAAAGGGGAGAACCAGUGCUACGACCAGGCGACCACCUGGAGCUAAAGACGACCUCAGACGUCGUAGUAAGGUGUUAGGUCGAUCGCAACGAUCCAACAGAUUCAGGCAGAGAAUCACGUCGAAGGGGCCGCUUUCGUACCAUUUCUCUACAUCCAGCACUCUAUAAAAUAAUAAAUAUAUAUAUUUUUUUCCAUUUUUAUUUCAUUCCGAAUGGGCAUAGGAUGGGCACAUGUUGUUUAAUAUAUUUCACAAAAGACGAUUAAUUCACACAAUCUGUUAAAGAUUUUCUUUUAUCAUCUUGUAUUAGGGUGUUGAUGAUUCGUUCAAUACCUUGAAAUUUUAUUAUUACGUGCAUGUUAUUUGAUCAAAGGUACAGGAAAUUAAUGUACCGUCUCUGCAGAUGUACGUAUGUAUGUAUAGGAUGAUUAUGGGUAACUUGAAAAUCAAAGAUUCUGAAUAGCCUGCUUUUAUGUAAAAUGUUGCAUAAUUUCUUUUUCUUUAGACUAAAAGAAAUAUACAAACGUGAAAUUAGAAAAUUCAGAUAUCACAUAUGCAAGUUUACGAUUAUAUCUUUAGAAAGAGUAUUUUAUUUAUUUUGUUUAUAUCCAUUGUUUCUAACAUGAACAUUUGAUUUGAAUGAAACUUGUACUUUCGGUACAAGUUUAAAACAGCGAAAAAAUCUAAUACAUUAUUUAUUAAAUUUUAAAAUAAUAAAGAAGAAAGAAUGAUAUAAUUUAAAUAAUUUAGUUUUUAAAUAUAAAUGCAGGGUGUAGCAUCUCUAUGUAG